Molecule: messenger RNA, 894 nt
Organism: Acaulospora colombiana
Lineage: Eukaryota; Fungi; Glomeromycota; Glomeromycetes; Diversisporales; Acaulosporaceae
Source: the annotation of a GenBank genome assembly
AUGUCGCCCAAGGUUGACAUCUGGGCCAUACGAACGAACGCAGAAGACGGUCACAGCUUCCCAAGCCGUUAUCCCUUUGAUGUGGCGUCCGCCAAUGACUCCACGGAUGAGACUGCUCUAUUCGACCGGAAAUCGCGCAAAGAGGAGAGUCAGCAUCUUCCAAAUAUGGGGGCCGUGCCCUCUCCACCUCUCAAUGGGUCCCUGACUGUCUCCUUGCCAUUUUUGACAUUCCUAUUCGUUCCUUUCACUGCUUUCGAGUUCCGAUUUGCUAAAGGAUAUGACAAAAUGUUUUCCGUGUCCUCACGUGCGAAUUUCGACGACACGGCGGCACAGCUUGAACAAUGGCGAUCACCUCUUUCAACCGUCUUGCCAUUACAUGGUCACUGCUCUCCCUUGCAACCAAUGUUAGCGGCGUCGCAGCUAAGGGUAGAGGGGGUGGUGGAGGCAGUAGCGGAACAUGCUACGAUGACCAAGGAUAUGUCACCUCAUGUAGUCAAACCAAUGUUGGUGUUAUCGUUGGAGUCGUCGUCGGUUGGCUGGACUCCCUCUACUGGUGCCGCCGCAAUCGUCACUGGUACUCCAGCAGAGAAGGCCGCCACCACUCCAUACAAUAUUGGUACGGGUGCUACUGGUAGACAAAAUGACUUGCAAGCCUAUGCUGUCGGCGAUGGUGUUGUCGCUCUCACAUCACGACCAACAUCAGGUACAGGGAAUGAUACUGAGAUCGUGGCUAUCAUGGUCUAUCCAGCUAACACGUAUUCUCCUCCCAAUACAUACACCCCGUACGCGAGUAACAAUCCAUAUGCGGUCUAUGCGCCUCCAACUGGACCUCCCACUGGCUAUACUACAUCAUCCCCACCCGCUCCUCCGUUCAAACAGCCACCUUCUUACUAA